CGGAUCCGCAAUUGCGGAUCCGCACAACGCAGAAAGGAACGCAUGAGGGCUUCAGCAGCAUGUAUCUUCUCUCCAGAUCUACACUCACAAUGGAACUCCGUCAUCUUUUCAUCGCGUUGAUAUUGCUGGUCGCCCAUUCAUCGUUGUCAGCAGGCGACAGCCAUGAUGGCCAUGAUGGCAAGAAGAACAUCACGGCGCUGCGGAAGAAGCUGCUGGGCAACGCCACCACGCAGUACUAUCAGGUGUCGUUGGACCACUUCAACUGGCGGCACAAUGAGAGCUUCUAUGUGCGGUACCUCAUCGACGACACGCACUGGGGAGGGCUGGGGUACCCCAUGCUGCUCUACACGGGAGGCGAGGGACCAAUCGAGAGCUUCUUCGUCACUUCCAAAUUCGUCACCAAGACAAUCGCAGAGCGAUUCAAGGUCAGCGGACGAUCAUAUCGUCUGUGCCCACGGGCGCGCUCAGCUCCCUUUCAAUGUGUUGUGUUUGUGUUGGCGGUGCAGGCGCUUUUGUUGUUCAUCGAGCACCGGCAGUUCGGCGCAUCCUGGCCCGAGAUUGGCUUCGCGUCAUUGGGCUACCUGAUGCCGGAACAGGCCCUCGAGGACUUUGCAGGGCUGGCGCAAUGUGUGGCGGAGCAGCUGCCCACGGGAAUGGAUCGACAAAGGGCGCUGCCGACCAUCGCCGUCGGAUCGUCAUACUCUGGUAAAUGUUGAUGUCAUUCAUACUCUGUCCGUGUGUCGUCGGUUGUGACCUGCUGUCUGUGGGUAUGUGUGUGCAGGGAUGCUGAGUGCGUGGAUGCGGUCUAAGUACCCGUCUGUGGUCGACAUGGCCGUCUCAUCGUCAGCGCCCGUCAUUCAGGGCCAGCACAGGUCAGGUGAGCAACGUAUACGAACUCACAGACAGACGCAGACACACCAAAGUACAAUAAAUAACCUUUCCUUCCAUUGGUCGGUUGAUCGAUCAGGCGUGGCUUCAGCCGUGUGGUGACAGACGACCUGCAGCAGGCGGGGUGUGCCCUGGAGGUCAAGAAGGUCUUCCACCUGCUGGCGCUCACCUACGCCCACCCCUCCACAUACCUCCCACAUCUAAAGCGGUCGUUGGACCUCUGCCCCCCCUCGCACCCACCCAGACGCCCCAAUGCAACCGAGGAUGUGCUCGGCAUCACCGUGUGGCUGGUGUCGUCGAUGGACACCAUCGCCCAGUAUGACAUCCCUUAUCGACUGGGCAGCCUCGCAGCCCAUCCACUCAAGCACUUCUGCGCGGAGCUCCGGGCGAACCGCACUGCCUUCGCUUUUGAGCUGCCCGUCCCCACCGCUGACACAAAGACACAGUUGAGAGGAGGGCGAGUGCCGGUUGACACUUACGAGUCGGUGUUCCGGUCGGUCAAGGGUGCGCUCAACUCGACGCUCUCCCUCACCGACCGGCCCGGCGCGUGUCUACCUCUCGAGAAUAACCUGACGAGCGAGGGGCUGCCCUUGGGGGAUCGGGUGUCGUGGAACUACCUCUGCUGCACCGUCUUCGGCGACUCGUGCACAGACGAGAUCUUCUUCACAGACGGCUUCGACUUCGCCUCUGUGAAGACCGACCGGUGGGCAGAGGAGGAAUGGAGGGCGCCGGGCGUGUUGCCCAACCUGGAGCAGCUGAUCGGCCGGGAGGAGCGUGCCAACUGCGAGGCAAUGUAUGGUGUCAAGCCUGACGACCGGUGGGUGGCGCGGUACACGGGGUACCGGUACGACACCUGCGACAAGGUGGUCUUCACCAACGGGCUGGUGGACCCUCUCAGCGGCGAGUCGAUCCUCGAAGCGCCGUCCAAGACAUGCCCAGUAUGCCUGGCCCGUGGAUGUGUCUCAAACGCCCCUUAUGUGGCUUCUCUCUCCCUGUCACGCUCACUAGGUACUGAACAUUGCUGGCGGCGCCCAUGCGCUGGAUCUGGGUUUCAUUCGUGACGACGACCCGCCGUCCCUUAAGCGCGCCAGGCGACAGGUCAUCAAGCAGCUGGAUGAGUGGCUGACCGGCAUGGGGCGGGGGGAGGAGCAGGAGCAGAACACCAACGCCACAGCAGCAAACCUGACCGGUGAGUGAGAGCAAAGAGAGGAGAGAUUGGCCAAACAGCCUCUCGCAUGUGUGUGUGUGUGUGUGUCUUGUGUGUGUGUGUUGCAGCCAAGGCGAUGGUGGAAAGGAUACUCCAUCAGUGCGGAACCGACUCGCCCUCUUUCAAGAUGACCCGCGCCAAGCUCCUCAAGACCGACCUCGACCUGCCCGACGUGGGGGAGGCCGGCGGCUCAAUGUCCGUCGCGGGCGUCAUCUGGCAGGUGAUCUUCUACCUCGUGCUCAUCGCUAUCGGCAUGGCUAUCGGUACGUCCGCACACACACUGGUGACCAGUGCGACGUCGUGAGCUCCGUGCUGCUUACCUUUACCUUCACCUUUCCUGCAGGUGCCUACUACAGCGCGCCUUUGCGUCGGUGUGUCCGUUGGCGGCCCGGCUGCCCCCGCACACAGCCGAUGGAGGUGGUGCUGGGACCCGCCGCAUUCACUAACGGCACACGAGUACUCAUGAAAGAUAGCCACCCAAACACACCCACAGCUGCCCAUCAAUUCUGUGCUGUUGUUUUGUCAAACAGGUCCCUGGCAGCCGCGCCGCCCCAUUGCUGAGUGACGACUUCAUGGAGCUGCACCAGAUGGGCCCACGCGAGAGCCAUGCGGACGAAGACGAGGACCAUCCACAAGAAGACAACAGCACCAACCACCACUACCACAACGAUCGGCCGGCACAACAGCUGCUGCGGCCGGCCAAGAAUGACGAGAGGGAACGGCAAAGAGAGAGGGAGCGGGAGAGGGAGAGGGGGAGGGAGCGGGAGAGGGAGAGGGAGAAGGAGCGAGGGCGGCAGAGGGGCAAAAAGGGGGCAGAUGAGGUGGAGCUACAACCGAUAGUUGAGCAGGGUGAUGGAUGAAAUGAGAGAGAAGACUGGAUGAUGGAUGGCUCACCGGCCUAUAAUAUCGAUGAGAUGAGCGAUGGGUGUAGAGAACGGCAUGUUUGUGAAUUGGUGUGUUUAUGCGAACUUACUUAGUGUGUGGGACAGAUGAGACACCGUGUGCAUCUUCCUUUACAUCGUGAGGCAGACCCGCAUCACCUUCAUUUUCAGAUCGCAAACCUCGCCGUCUCCGAGUCGCUCUCACUCCCCCUCUGAAAAUGGCGGGUGAGGGGGCCUUCACAAGCAUCAACCAAUUCCACAUUCUGAAGCAGCUCCACCGGAGCCCGACAGGCGCCGUCUACCUCGCGAGGGCCAGGAGCUCUGGCCAAGGCAAAGUGGUCGGUUCUCAAUGACCAUCUAUCUCUUGUUUCUCUCCGCCUGCAUCAGGCUGUGUGUGUGUGACAUGCAGGUGCUGAAGCAUCGCACUGCUCCUGAGCUCGGCAAUAGUGGGGAUUUUCUCAACGAGUACCGCCUUCUGAAGGGCUUCUCACACCCAAAUAUCAUCAAGUGCUACGGUAUGCGUACGCACCACCUCCUGAAGGACACCACCCACACACACGGCGUUGUACGUCUGUCUGCAGGGUACUUCUAUGGUCACGAUGGCAGCGCCAGUGCCGGCCAGCAGAGAGGGGGGUUGUAUGUGGUGCUGGAGUACGCGGACAGGGGAGAUCUGGCGACUGAGAUACACAGGAGGAAGCAGCGCAACUGGUAUUGCACAAAGAAACGUCGGCAGCCCAUGGCAUGGAGAUGGCUCUCUCUUGUGUGUGUGUAUGUGUGUGUGUGUGUGUGUGUGUCCACUGCAGUCCCUUCAGCCACGGUGAGGUGUGGGACACGUUCAUGCAGGUACUGAGUGGGGUUAAGUACCUGCACAAGCAAGGUGAGACCGACCGACACAUAGAGCACCAACACGCUACGCUGAUCAGUCAGACAGCCCAGACUGCCUGUAUGUUUUACACUGUGCAGCAUGCGUCCAUCGCGACCUCAAGCCGCUGAACGUCUUCCUCACAAGUGACGGCCUUGUCAAGGUCAGUCGACCGUGUCAGUCAUACGAAUUAAAGAGAAUUGCUCGUUCGCCCGCCAUGUCUCAGGUCGGCGAUUUGGGUGUGGGUCGGCGCCUCUCCGAUGAGACACUGAUGCUGCAGUCGUUCUACGGCACCCCACGCUAUCUCUCACCAGAGAUGAUCCAAGGAAGGUCAGCCAAGGUAGGUAGGCAGCCCGCAGCAGGGAGAGACGGGGCGGGUAUCUUCUCUCUCUCUCCCUCUCUCUCUCCUGGUCCUUGCGCGUCCGUCUGUCUUCAGGCCGUACACGGCGUCGACUGACAUGUGGUCGCUCGGGGUUGUUCUCUACGAGCUGCUCACGCUCAAGUAAGCAAUGCUGUCAUCUCUCGUUCAUCCCGGGCUGACUGACUCCCUACUCCCUCGUGUGUCGACGUUCAUCAGCCCUCCAUUCCGCGGGCAGAGCCUACAGGCCGUCACCAAUGAAAUUAUCUUGGUCCGACCGCAAAAACCGACCACACAUGUAUGCGGAUUGCUGUGUCUCUCUUUCUCUCUGUCUGUCCGUCAGGGUCGAUGGGCCCCUCUCCCGCCCGAGUGUGCGGACACCCUCUUCGACAGCACGAUUCGGGGGCUGCUGCAGUCCGACCCUGACAGGCGACCGACAGCAGGUGCGUGUGCAGGUGGAGACAUGCGCUGUCGAUCUGUGUCUCCCCUCCCUCUUUGUGCAGAUGUGCUGUUCAGGCGUUUGUCAGACACACUCAUGAAGACCCGCCGUCAAGCGUCUGCAGAUCCCUACGUGUCUCGGUCCAAACCUUCGCCACCCCUCGCCGAAAUCGAUGACAAGCCCGCGGCUGAUGCCUCACCAAAGUGCAGAGACCAAGCCGUUCAGUGCAAGCCGACCGACAUUGCCAAUCGAGACGACAUGUGCACACCGCUAGAGACAUUGGAACGUCCUGCCAUCAUUCCCCUCUCCCCUCCCCGCUCGCCAACUGCUGCAGGAUGCCCCUCUCUUCGGUCACCGACAUCGCACCAUAACUCUCCCCUUCUAUCGGCUGAAAGCCCGUGCUCACCUUGCUCACCACUACCCGCUCGGCCCUCAGCCGAUGCUGCCGGGGGCCUGAAGGUCAUCCGUGUGCGCAGGAAACAGGACCGGGGCGAGAUGAGGGUGACUAAUGGUGACGAGACGGUGCGGGAUGUGUGCAGAGGAUGCUGAGGGGAGGGGGGCGGUUGUGUCGAAAGCCCGAGAGGGAAGGAUGUGAGUGGAUGGACGUGUUUGACAGAUGAGGUGUGAUGUGUGUAUUGACAAG
This is a messenger RNA of Vitrella brassicaformis, 5278 nucleotides long. Lineage: Eukaryota; Vitrellaceae. The record is from the annotation of a GenBank genome assembly.